AUGGGGGCUGGAGCGAGUGCUGAGGAGAAACGCUCCAGAGAGCUGGAGAAGAAGCUGAAGGAGGAUGCUGACAAGGAUGCAAGAACUGUCAAGCUGCUGCUGCUAGGUGCAGGAGAAUCAGGCAAAAGCACCAUUGUCAAACAGAUGAAAAUUAUCCACAAAGAUGGUUACUCACUUGAAGAGUGCCUGGAGUUUGUUACCAUCAUCUACAGUAACACCCUGCAGUCCAUAAUGGCCAUUGUCAAAGCCAUGAACACACUUAAUAUUAGCUACGGCCACCAUGAUCAGCAGGACGAUGCCAGGAAACUUGUGCACCUUGCAGACACUAUUGAGGAAGGCACCAUGCCUAAAGAGUUGUCAGACAUCAUUUUGCGCCUGUGGAAGGACUCCGGCAUUCAGGCGUGCUUUGACAGGGCCUCCGAAUACCAACUCAAUGACUCCGCUGGAUACUACCUAAAUGACUUGGAGCGCCUGAUCCAACCAGGCUAUGUACCCACUGAACAGGACGUGCUGCGAUCAAGAGUGAAGACCACUGGCAUCAUCGAGACCCAGUUUUCCUUCAAAGAUCUGAAUUUCAGAAUGUUUGAUGUGGGUGGCCAGAGGUCAGAGAGGAAGAAGUGGAUUCACUGUUUCGAAGGUGUGACCUGUAUCAUUUUCAUCGCUGCGUUGAGUGCCUAUGACAUGGUGCUUGUGGAAGAUGAUGAAGUGAAUCGAAUGCACGAGAGUCUGCACUUGUUCAACAGCAUCUGCAACCACCGCUACUUUGCCACCACCUCCAUUGUACUCUUCCUCAACAAGAAAGAUGUGUUCCUUGAGAAGAUCAAGAAAGCUCAUCUCAGCAUGUGCUUUCCUGAAUAUGAUGGACCCAAUACUUAUGAGGAUGCUGGUAACUACAUCAAAGUGCAGUUUUUGGACCUGAACCUGCGCAGAGAUGUCAAAGAAGUCUACUCUCACAUGACGUGCGCCACAGACACAGAAAAUGUCAAAUUUGUGUUUGAUGCUGUAACUGACAUUAUCAUCAAAGAAAACCUGAAAGAUUGUGGCCUCUUUUAAGAGCUAUGCCGAGGAAUGCAAAGAAGGGUGCUGUUGUUGCUCUGUCACAUUUUACAAACUUCUCUUCAAGUCAAACUGAGGAGCCAAGAUGAGAAACUGUCCCCUAAAAUAACCACACUCGAAUGCAAAUAAUAACAGUGAAUUUGUCACGUUCACAGGCUUCGGGUCACGUGAGACCAGGCGACCAGAAACUCUUAAAUCAGACAACCUUGUGCAGAUUUCAGAUGAGUUGAAUUUUAGUCAAGCUAACCUUUCUUUUGAGUCUGUUGAACUUGUCUUUGGAGGGCUAUGCAAUCUGUAGUCAACACAUCAAAAGCUUCUGUCAGCAUAAAGUGAUUUAUUCUCACAUGUACUAAUAUGAUUAAAUGUCAGGCUAAUGCAUGAUCUCUAUGCUUCAGUAACUGGUCAGUAUACAGCCAAAAAGUAAACAC
Molecule: messenger RNA, 1484 nt
Organism: Monopterus albus (swamp eel)
Lineage: Eukaryota; Metazoa; Chordata; Actinopteri; Synbranchiformes; Synbranchidae
Gene: gnat1
Product: guanine nucleotide binding protein (G protein), alpha transducing activity polypeptide 1
Exons: 9
Coding region: 1-1053 (350 amino acids)
Biological process (GO): phototransduction, visible light; detection of light stimulus involved in visual perception; adenylate cyclase-modulating G protein-coupled receptor signaling pathway
Cellular component (GO): heterotrimeric G-protein complex; cytoplasm
Molecular function (GO): G protein-coupled receptor binding; GTP binding; GTPase activity
Source: RefSeq, a predicted model, not a curated record